GGGACGGGGGCGUGUCUUUGGCCUGAGAGGAUAAGGCGGGAGCGUCUAGGCCGCCGGACAACCUACCUCUGGCGGGGCUUUGUAGGAUAGCGGAAACGCCUCUAUUUUUCAAAACAAAGAGAAGCGGGAGGCGUGUGCUGCGCGCAGGGCUCACGUUGGUUCGUCUCACCCAGGCUCUUCGGCAUCGUAGGCUAACAAUGGAGGAAAGCCCGGGAAGCGGCCGGCACUUGGAGAGGAACCUUUGGAGGACGCCUCUGAAGCUCCCGCCCUUGCCGAUCCGCUUGCAGGAGACGCUGGACCAGCUGUCCCCGCAGGAGCUGCGCGACUUCCGUACCAUCCUCAAGAAUGUGGACGCGGAGCCGCGCGUGAAGGAGCUGCGGUUGGAGCUGGAGGGCGGCAACGCGUCGGGGCUGGCCCAGCUCCUCGCCAAAUACUACGACUCGGAGGCCGCCAGGCGCGUCAUGGUUCAGGUGCUGCAACAGCUGCCCCGCGCCGACCUGCUGCCGCGCUGGCGGAGCGCCGCCCCUGCUGUGGUCGCGGCUGGCCAGGUGAUUCCAAGAAAGAUGGCAAAGAGAAGUUAUGACUGUAUGGAAGAUGAAUUGGACUGCUAUGACCUGAGUGGCAGUCGGAAGGCCUUCCUCAUGUGUGUGCAGAAGAACAGGCCAGGUGCUGAGCAAGAUAUCCAGUGGAUGGAGGAAUGGCUUGACCAGUGCCAUUUUGAACGUACAUUGUGCAUCGAUCCCAACAAGAUGGAGUUACUUGAAAAAAUAAGAUCAUUUCGUGAUGGACUAAAUGAAAUUAAAGAUGGCGUUGGCUGUUGCCUUGUUACUCUUAUGUCCCAUGGAGAAGAAGGCUUUCUUAAAAUGAACAAUGGUGAAAAAGUCAGCCUGGAAAGCAUCUUUGAAAUGUUUAACAAUAAAAACUGUCCAGCACUUCAAGAGAAACCAAAAAUCUUUAUAAUCCAGGCCUGCAGAGGAGAGAGAAGAGACAUUGGUGUGGAAACGGAUGAUGAACCCAUGGACUCAGAUGAUGUAUCUGAGAAGAGGCUGCCUACAUUCAGUGAUUAUUUCAUCAUCUACCCCACCCGGGCAGCUCAUGUUGCUUUACGGGACCCCCAUACCGGCUCUGUGAUGAUCAGAGCAAUGUCUAACGUCUUUCAAGAGUAUGGAAAUAAGUGGCACAUUGCUGACUUCUUCACCAAAACUGUAUUUGGACCUGGGUGUCCUCAUCUGUAUAAAAGGAGACUUGGCUCAGCAGAUCCUGAGAGCUCAUCGCACUGGACCUCAGUGAACUUUGACUUCUUAGUGAACUCGCUCCUGAACACCCUCCAGAAAUGGCUGUUCCUGAACCUUGGGAAUCAAGCUGGCGGUUGCAUAUGGCCUUUGGGCCUUUGUGAGGAUGUAGGCAUUUGGUGAAAUACUCUGAAGAUUGAGAGCCAAAUGGACUUCAGCAAUCCAGAAUCUCCAGCCCUGUCUCCAUUUCAGGGAUAAUUAUGUCCUUUUUAGUUAAUUGUGGUUUCAAAUAUUAAUACAUGUAAUUUACUUUGGAAA
Molecule: messenger RNA, 1550 nt
Organism: Sus scrofa (pig)
Lineage: Eukaryota; Metazoa; Chordata; Mammalia; Artiodactyla; Suidae
Product: caspase-15
Biological process (GO): proteolysis; positive regulation of neuron apoptotic process
Cellular component (GO): cytosol; cytoplasm
Molecular function (GO): cysteine-type endopeptidase activity
Source: RefSeq, a predicted model, not a curated record